AUGACGGCAUUGUGGCUGCUGACGGGGACAAUGAAGAUGGCAUCUCUUUGGGGACCUCGAAAUAGUGACUUUGACAGAUUUGUGGAAUUGCUCUUCCAGUUGCUCUCCCUUCUUGUGUUUGUAACAGUGGGCAAACAGUUUGCCAAGGAGCUGCCACUCCCAGUGACAUUAAAGAUGUUAAGACAGAGCUUGGUUUUCCCAGCAACUGCUGGUUCAGGUCCUAUUUUCCGAGCUAUAAGAAAUGGACACUUAAAAGAUAGAUCAGCUCCUGGUGAGCCUAGAAUCAUGAGAAGUCUUAUGCAAGCCCCCUAG
Hevea brasiliensis (rubber tree) is the source of this 312-nucleotide messenger RNA. RefSeq lists its product as uncharacterized. The record is from RefSeq and is a predicted model, not a curated record. Lineage: Eukaryota; Viridiplantae; Streptophyta; Magnoliopsida; Malpighiales; Euphorbiaceae. The coding region runs from base 1 to 312 and encodes 103 amino acids. The transcript has 3 exons. Gene Ontology annotation, cellular component: chloroplast stroma; chloroplast thylakoid membrane.